AUGUCUCGACUCUCGCGUGCAAACAUCAAAGGCAGAGAAUCCAUCUUCACCGGCGCCGGCUCGGAGCUCUAUCGGGGGGACAUCCAUGCCAUUUGUCCCCCCAGUCUCGAAGAAUGUGUUGCACUGAUGGAAGACUGUUGUGAAGAGGUGUGGCACAGUGCCCUUUUGGAUGACCGUCUCCAACCAGUCGCCCAGGCAUACGAAGCGGAGGCGUUAUUAUACUCCGGCUGCAGAGAUCUACACCGAAUGAACAAAGUCUUACAAGUCAAACGCCUCUUCCUGCUUCUCCGAGAGGACACAGUGCAUCAAUACAAGACACAACUUGCGGAUGAAGUCGAGCCUCCAAUUAACGAACUUAUCGAGCUCGCAGAGCAAGGCCUCAAGGCGUUGCAAAAGAAAGAAGCUGUUCUGAAGACCAAGGCCGACACCAUGCAGUCUAGGACAACGCGUCACACAGCACCCAACGCGCCGGCAGCACAAAAACUCGAAGCCCGACGACUGCAACAGCUAACACGACAGAGGGAGGCGUUGGAGCUUGAGAUCGAGGCAUUGGAAGCAGAGCUAACGGCGAGUAGACCAUUCACGAGAUACAUCGGGCUUAUAUCAUCACUUGGCCUAUAUGACCAAAAACUCGCCAUACAUAUUCGGUCGUUCGCCGCGAAGAUAACUCUCGAACGUCCGUUUUAA
Mycena indigotica is the source of this 687-nucleotide messenger RNA. RefSeq lists its product as uncharacterized. The transcript is spliced from 4 exons. Lineage: Eukaryota; Fungi; Basidiomycota; Agaricomycetes; Agaricales; Mycenaceae. Bases 1 to 687 code for a protein of 228 amino acids. The record is from RefSeq and is a predicted model, not a curated record. Gene Ontology annotation, biological process: attachment of spindle microtubules to kinetochore. Gene Ontology annotation, cellular component: DASH complex; spindle microtubule.